Chenopodium quinoa (quinoa) is the source of this 1184-nucleotide messenger RNA. Its product is annotated as 26.5 kDa heat shock protein, mitochondrial-like. Gene Ontology annotation, biological process: response to heat. Lineage: Eukaryota; Viridiplantae; Streptophyta; Magnoliopsida; Caryophyllales; Amaranthaceae. The transcript has 2 exons. The record is from RefSeq and is a predicted model, not a curated record. Bases 287 to 1021 code for a protein of 244 amino acids.
AUAAGAAGAUAUGAAUAGAUUACAACAGUCUAGAGUACGAAAACUAUUUAACUAAAUAAAAGUAGUUCGAGAAACAACAUGAAGGUUGUAUUUAGUUCUAGUUAAAGUGAUUCUAAACGACGUGUCAUAAUAUCCAGAAACUUUCCGACACUUCUUUGAUUUCUCUUUAUAUUCUCACCUUCAUUUAACAGUCUCAAUCACUAAAUCUAAACCCCCCCCCCCCCCCAAAAAAAAAAAAAAAAAAAAAAACUAAAACGACAUCGUUUUUACCCUGUCUCUUGAAAAAAUGGCAGUGGCAAGACUAGCCUUGAAGAAUUUGCAGCAAAAAACAGCUUCUAAUAUUCUAAAUAAUAAUACUAAUUUAAUUGGGGAGAGAUUGGGUGGAGUGCAAGUCCAUGGUUGGAAGUAUGGUCUUCUACAGAGGCUAUCAACAUCAGCUGGAUCAGAGGGUAAAGAAGUGACUGUUCAAAGUGAUGAAGGCGGUCGCAGCCGUAACAUUGGUAGCCGGUGGAAGUCCUUGUUGCCUAGACCGUUUCGAAAGCCGGCUAGUCUUUGGAGGAGGAGGGAUCGUGCUCGUGACACUCACCCUUUAGAAAAUUUCACAAACCCUAGCCUAGGAAAUGCAUUAUUAGAAGCAGCAGAAAACAUGAACAGGCUAUUUGAAAAUGUGAUACCAACCCAUAUGAUGAUGACACCACCCACACAAUUCAUGGGCAAGUUCAAAGAGACGGAUGAAAGCUACAAGCUACGUUACGACAUGCCGGGUUUAAGUAAGGAUGAUCUUAAGGUGACCGUCGAUGAUGGCGUGCUAAAGAUUCGUGGAGAGCGAAAGGUGGAGGAGGAAGAUGAGUCUGAUGAUGAGUAUUUCAUGAGUUAUGGGUACUACAACACUAGCCUAGUUUUGCCUGAUGAUGCUAAACAAGAUGAUAUCAAGGCUGAGUUAAAGGAUGGUGUGCUCACUAUUACUAUACCUAAAACUGAGUCUCAUGGAAAAGAUGUUAAGGAGAUUGAAGUUAACUAAUUUGGGACUUUUUAUUUUGGUUUCAAAUAAAUGAGUUAUGUUUAAUUGUGUAUGAUAUGAUGAAAUAAUGUUUAUUGAUGUUGAAUUGUCUUAAGGUGGAUGUUAAAAUCUAAUUCAAUGUUCAUCAUGUAUUUUUAAGUGUUAUUUUGGGUUAUGGAUGUUA